CCAAAACAUUGCAGAUUGCGUCAGAGAUCAGAGAAAGUGAUGCUUUUGAAAGAACUGAGUUCAAGGUCACUUGUCCAAGUUGAGGGUGAAAAAUGAGCAAGAAAGGCACACUCACCUCUAGAACAUUAGACAAACUAGGGUUUGGUUCAUUCAGAUUUCGAGGAAACACCCAGCCUGCACAUGCUGAUGAGCUUGACCUUAAAACAGCAGACAACAAUGGCCAGACAUCUGUGAACACAAUCACUGGUGGAGAAUUAGAUAUACCAGUGGAGUUAGUGAGUCGAUACUCAACAGAGAAUUUAGAUUCGCUAGUCAAUAAACAUCACAAAAAGACUCUUAGGGAGAAAAUAUGGGGCUCAAGACCUGAAGAACCUGCAGUAAAUCCAUCAAAGUCAGUGUUUUAUGUUGAUGAAGCUCCAGUCAUGGUUACCACAGCAACAGAAGAAGACACCAAUGAAACAACAACAGCUGUGCAAGAGAAAAAGAAGAAGCAACAACCAGAGGGGACACUGGAAUACACGGUACAAGACCGGGACACUUUAGAGAAGAUAGCUGCUCACUAUGACACCACUCCAUCAGAGCUGAAGAAACUGAAUAAGCUUAUAUCUGCCAUGAUAUUUGCUGGACAGGUAAUUUACAUCCCUGAUAAAAAUUAUGUUCCAAGAAAGUCCACAUCGUCAGUUUCGUCUGAAGAUUCAAGUUCCCAGCAUCAGGUGGAUUCAGUGUUUGGGAGUCCACAAGAUAAGCCUAAAAUGGAUGUGCCCCUGGUCAGAUCGGGUAACAAUUCGCCGUCGAAAGUCCCGGGACAUGUUGAACGACAGACCUCUACAUCUCCAACAGCAUUUGACUUUGAAGUUGUCACUCCGCAUAAACUCUCAGAGGAUGAGGUACAACAGUUAGACCAGGACUGUAUGGAGAGGUUUAUAAAACUCAAGGUCAAACAUAUAACAGACGGACAGAUUUAUAAGACACAUCCAAAGAAGGGAGUUGUAAAGGGAACGCUGCUGGUGACCCCAAAUGCUGUAAUGUUUGACCCAGAUGUCUCAGAUCCACUAGUUCUAGAACACGGUGCCGAGAAGUAUGGCAUGAUAGCGCCGAUGGAAAUGAUAAUCAGUGCAGCCAUGUACCAUGACAUAGCCGCCAUGAAAUUACGAGGAAAGAGACAGGAAGAUGGAUCAAGUUAUCCUAAACCAGAGGUAUAUCAUGACAAAGCUUGUCCAAUGGCAAAAGAGAUACUCUUGUCUUCACAAAAGACAGACCAAUCCAAACACAGUUCCUUAUCCCUCUCAGAAAACCUGAAAAAUAUUCUUAGAAACCCUCUCAAUAAGUCAGAAAGUGUCUGCUCUUGUGGAAAAGGUGUUACUAAUGACAGAUUAGAGUCAGUUUCUGGUGACGAAGCUGACUCUACUAAACUAAAUGAAGAAAUGAAUAAAGGGAGACAAGAUGAAGUGCAUGCUAAUGAUGAUUCUAAAGUAAAUGAUGAUAGAAUUAGUGAUAAAACAAAUGACAGUGUGUUCAGUGAAGGUAAUGGUGAUACAGACACUGUAGGUAAUGGAGGUGAUGAAGCAGGUAGUGGAAAUGGAACAAGAGUGAAAUCUAGUCCAAGACUUGAUGGUAGAGGUCAGAAAAAGUUAUCUGUGUCUUUUUCUCUACCGGAAACUGACACAGUGUCUCCAGGUAAGGAGAAGAUUUCUCCAGGGCUGGAAACUUUGCUGGAUUUAGAAGAUACUGAUAAAACAAAGGCUGAUGAAGUAAAAGAAACUGUUAAUACUGGAGAUGAACAUACAGAUAAUAAAGCACAGGAAAAUAGUAAAACUCAGUCGGAAAAUGAAAAUGGAGAUAAAGAAACAAGAAUAGGAAAUAUUGUUUAUCUCCCUGUUGAAGAGGAUGCAAAUGGGGAGGUAACUGUGCAGUCAGUGGAGAAAACUGCAAAUACACUGUCAAAACUAAGUGUGGAUGAAUUUUCCCAAAUUUCUAAGUCAGAUACUGAUCUUGUUGAUAGUAGUUUGAAUGUUGAGAACAAAGAGGUUGAAAAAACAAGAUCAGCUUCAACCAGUUCUUUGGGGCCUUUCAGCCCAACUCCUCAUCUGAGUGCUUUUGUAAACUAUGCAACUGGCUUCUUCCAGAGACAUGCUUCAGACAGUAGUAUCAAAGACAUAAAGGAUGUGCUUAUUGAUUCAUUAUCAGACUUAAAAAUGCCAGAGUCCAAAAUCGACUCUAAAGAACCUAAAAAUGAAACACACUAUGAUGUUCCAACUGUGUCUGCAGCUCCAACAGGAAAAAGACGUGGUAAAAUGAGUCGUCAUGGAGACCAGGCGCCAUCUAGUAAUGUGGCAGUAGAAAGUGCCGUUACAAUGGAUGAAAAACCAGACUUACUGACAAUGGAUUAUGACAAGUUUGCCCCACGUAAAUCUCAGUCGUAUCCAGACCCACCUCUAUACUUGUGCCUCCGCCUCGGCACCCCACAGAACAAGAAUGUCUUCCAUAACUACACCAUAGAGUCAUAUGGCAAGAGAAGGAAGAGGUCCGAAUACUGGUUCUCAAUUCCAAGAGAAAAAGUUGAUCACCUUUAUGCAUUUUUUGUGCAAUGGACACCAGAAAUUUAUGGGGAUGAGGAGGAGAUAACACCGGAGAAACGAGGGUUUGUUGUCAUAGAGGACGACGACAGUGAGGACUUGGAGAUGUUAGAUGAACAUUUUGGGCCUAAUUCAGCCUUCCAGAAAGACUGGGAGGUAUGA
Molecule: messenger RNA, 2738 nt
Organism: Mercenaria mercenaria
Lineage: Eukaryota; Metazoa; Mollusca; Bivalvia; Venerida; Veneridae
Product: oxidation resistance protein 1-like
Exons: 14
Coding region: 93-2738 (881 amino acids)
Source: RefSeq, a predicted model, not a curated record